This is a messenger RNA of Notodromas monacha, 2141 nucleotides long. NCBI's taxonomy places the organism in Eukaryota, Metazoa, Arthropoda, Ostracoda, Podocopida, Cyprididae. The record is from the annotation of a GenBank genome assembly.
AUGACGAAAUCCUUCUUAUGUCUCCUCGUGAAUUCUUCCAACAGCAUGUGUGUGUAUAGUCCGGAAGUGAAGCCGUACAAGAAAAGCUCAUCCCAUUCCCUUUGCUCGAAACACGCACGGAAAGGCGAGAAAAGGAGAAUAAAUUGUGGUUCUCGACUGGAAACUGUCAAUUCUGGACAUUACUGUGGAAAGGGCGUCUUGAUCACCACAGAGGAUGGGAUUUGCGAACACUUUCCAUCGGGUUCGAGCUAUGGUGAAGAAGUUGAAAGAGACAAGAGAAACGGCUUCGACGUCCAAUACGACGUGUCUUCAUUUGCAGAAUUUGGAUUGAAGAAUGUUAUCUGCGACGGAAAACCCUUGGGAACGAAAUACCAUCCUCAGAUAUCGGAUGUUUGCCACGAGAUUAUGGCUGUCGCUCGUGUAUUCUCGCGCAUAUCAAGCUCAACUUCGCGAUGUUGGCGACAUUUCGGUUCGAAAUCCGGUGAUUCAAACUCAGGCAAUGGCAGUUCGACCAUCGACAAAGAAGGCAAACCAAGGAUGCGUGCUUUGAAAGAAAUGCUGAAUGAAAAAGGGGAAGUCGUGGACAGUCAGUUGAGAGCCCAAAAGGAUUUCUUUUCAGCACCAUUGAAACGAGACCCGAACUUCCCCCAUUACGUGGACGUAGUCAUUAUUGGCGGAGGAGCAAUCGGAACCGCAACUGCGUUUCACAUAAAGCAGAUUCAUUCGAAGGUUAACGUCCUUGUCGUUGAGAAAGACCCAACGUAUGCCAAAGCCUCGACUACAUUAUCAGUGGGAGGAAUUCGUCAGCAGUUUUCUGUCCCCGAAAACAUCAUGAUGUCGCAGUACGGGUACGAUUUCAUUCGAAACUUCCAACGGAAUUGCAGUUGCGAAGAUGUCCAACCACCGGACAUCAACUUCAACCCUCACGGAUACGUCUUCGCCGCAACAGAAGCCGGAGCUGAUACCUUGAGAGAAAACUACAUUUUGCAGAAAGAUUACGGCGUGAAAUCCACCCUUUUGGGACCCGACGAUCUCCAGCAACGUUUCCCCUGGAUGAACGUCGAAGGAUUGGCAUUGGCCAGUGUAGGGACUCAGGGCGAGGGUUGGUUCGACCCAUGGGCACUUUUGUACGGUAUGAAAGCCAAGGCCUCGUUUUUGGGAACGAGAUAUUUGGAAGCAGAGGCAAUUGGAUUCGAGUUUGAAGAACUGGACAAUUACCUUCUUUCGGAAACGGUAACGGUGAAUUUUAAUAGAGCAACUAGCUUGUUGGUCAAAGUGAGAACCCCUGAGGGAGAACAGGUGAAACCCAUUCGGGCUCCAUACUACAUUCUUGCAACCGGUGCGCAUUCAGCUGACUUGGCGUUCGCCGCGCAAAUCGGCACAGGGAAGGGAAUGCUGAGGCAUAAACUUCCGAUAGAACCAAGAAAAAGAUAUGUCUACACGAUUCAUGCACCUGAUGGGCCAGGUCUUGACUGUCCAUUUUUCAUUGAUCCGAGUGGAAUGUACUUCAGACGAGAAGGUCUGGGAGGAGUGUAUCUAACUGGAAUGUCCCCUGCACCAGAACACGAACCUGAUGCAUCCAACUUGGAUUCUGUAGAUUUUUCAUAUUUUGAUGAGCAAAUCUGGCCGUUGUUGGCUCAUCGAGUGCCUGGAUUUGAAAAGCUGAAGGUGAGGAGUGGCUGGGCCGGCUAUUACGAUUACAACAUCAUGGAUCAAAACCCGAUCAUUGGCCCGCAUCCGUAUCACCCCAACAUCAUCUUUGCAUCCGGUUUCAGCGGGCACGGUAUUCAACAUUCCCCCGCCGCGGGUCGGGGAGUCGCAGAGCUGGUGUUUCACGGCGAAUACAGAAGCAUCAACCUGGGCCGGUUUUCUUACGACAGAGUCAUGCUCAAUAAGCCGCUGCAGGAAGUGAACGUGGUCUGAUGACAGUCAUGCUGAUGCCGACACGUUUUGGUCCUGUUCAGGAUUAGGCUAUUUCUUUAUAGGCCCGUUUUUCUUACAAAAUCUCUCGGUGCUGGUGACGGAUGACACGAGCGACUAUAUUGUGUGUGCUUUUUUGUUGUUGUUGUUCGUUUGUUCGUCGAUAAUGACCAUGAUGGGCGUCGGCAUUAAAACCGGGAACUCGUUUGUGAUAAUGACAA